Molecule: messenger RNA, 1814 nt
Organism: Schistocerca cancellata (South American locust)
Lineage: Eukaryota; Metazoa; Arthropoda; Insecta; Orthoptera; Acrididae
Exons: 1
Coding region: 1-528 (175 amino acids)
Source: RefSeq, a predicted model, not a curated record
AUGCGUCUCUGCCUUCUCAGCAGCAUCUUAACAUGUAUUUACAUGUUACUGUCCUGUUCAUCUCUGCCAAGUGUCACCUGUUAUCGUCAGAAAGUCAUUGACUCCGAGUACAUGCCUCCUGCUUCAGGCUUUAGGGUGUGGGAAAACCGGUAUGCAGUUGAGCCAAGUUGCGAGGAGCUGCGAGCAAUGUGGCAUUUCUCAAAGAGGCAGUCCCGUGCUUCAGAAAUCACCAAUGAGGUACCAACAUACAGAGAUCCUCUGGCGUAUAACGUAUGGGAACCUUAUGCGCGCUCUAGGAGCAUUGGUGGUGGUGUGCUCACUCGACCAGGGCGGGGCCACAUUUAUGGAAAAGUUGUUUAUGCAAUGCCUGGGUCUGUCACCUACCAGUCUCGACCAGAGAGAUUCCGUGCAUUUGAGGAGGUGGCGAAGAUGCUUGUCAGUUCACGAAGAGGUGUGCCACAGAGGAAAGUCACAGCCUUCCGUUACUCUCGUGGUCGGGUUCCGUACCAGGAUAUCCCUGCUCAGUAAGAAAUAAUUAAUGUCUGGUGUCUGAAAUAUGUAGAUGUUAGUUACAACUGUUUUUACUGCUACUAGGGACUCACAGAGCUGGAGCUGUCUGUUAUUUUUCUUCUGCGUAUAGUUAUUAUGAAUAAUUUUUUGUACAUGCUUUCAGCAUUUCACUAAAUUGUUUAUUAGAACUUCUACUGAGUUAACUGCAGCUUACAUUUUAUGGAGUAAAAGCGUGUAGUUCAAAUCUGAGCUGCACAGUGUGAAAAGUAUGUUUUUGGCAAUGGGUGUCAUUUUCCUGUGCUGCAAAUUUACUGCUGCACUUUUAACUUAAACUCUUUAUGAAUGAAAGGGCAAAUGUGUACUUUGUAGUAUGCUUGAAGCUUCCAUGCUAUGUGUCAAAUGUUGCCCUAAGCUAAUGUUGAACAAAAGGCAAAUUAAUAACAAUCAUAUCAUUGAAUCCCAAGAAAAAGAUCUAACAUAUCUAAAAACUCUUCUUCAAUGCCAGACAAUAACAUUGCAAGAACCACACAUCACACACAGUGUUUUAAUUGUAAUACAUUUAUAAGUAAUCUUAAAUUUGGUUGUGGAAUCAGGGUAUUGUGUUUUCACUUUUAACUAAUGGAACAAAACUUUAUCACUUUUGUUAUAAAAUGAAAUGUUUCCUUUGCACUAAAAUGCCACGUUUUCUUAAGUGAACACACUUUACACUGUGUAAGUUGUCAAGAGUGUACAUAUUUUUUACGCUGGUUUGAUAUGUGGUUCUCAUGAUAAAAUUCAUUUGUUUCAUUUUACACAUAUUGUCCUCUCAGGUAAAUUGAAAUUACAGACUUACAUAUUUGAUAGCUGCAGCUACAUAAUAGAGAACAGGUUUUUUGCCCAAACAUGUAAUAUGCAAAUAUGUGACUACAAAACAUAUCAGAAAAUAUUUAUUAAUUUCUGAAAUGUGAUUUUUGAAAAGUUGAUAAUAAUCUUAUCACGACUUGGCUGUUAUAAGGCUCACAAAUGAGUCCCAAAAUCUGUGUCUUCCUAAAUGACAAUAUCAUCUAUGACAAUAAUUACUACUAUAUGUCAAUGUCAAGUCUUUUGACCUCCAGGAUUUACUUUUAGUAAGCAAGUUUUUCUUAAUCUUGGCAUAUCAGUUUUCUGUUCUAUAAUGUAAGACCUGCAUAAGGAUGUUUGUAGAUAAACUUUAUAAUUAAGAAUUUAUUUCUUUAUUGCAUUUUAUGAAAAACUGUGGAAAGAUUUUCAUAGUGCAUUUUGGUCAAGUGUAUAUCCAUAUGAAAUAUACUGGAGAAAAUAUUUAA